Messenger RNA from Pomacea canaliculata, 7199 nucleotides. RefSeq lists its product as uncharacterized. The coding region runs from base 928 to 7161 and encodes 2077 amino acids. Gene Ontology annotation, cellular component: nucleus; histone methyltransferase complex. Gene Ontology annotation, biological process: positive regulation of DNA-templated transcription. NCBI's taxonomy places the organism in Eukaryota, Metazoa, Mollusca, Gastropoda, Architaenioglossa, Ampullariidae. Gene Ontology annotation, molecular function: histone H3K4 methyltransferase activity; zinc ion binding; DNA binding. The record is from RefSeq and is a predicted model, not a curated record. The transcript is spliced from 22 exons.
GCGAUAAAACUAAAUCAAUGAAAAGCGAACGUUGCAAGUAUAUUCCAUUCUACUCGGUCUAUUUUCAUUCGCAACCAGAAGCAUGUAGAUCGAGCUUUUUAGCUACCGUCUAAUAACUGAAGGAACUUUUAGCCAUGUCACAUUUACGCUAGGCGCCAUAUUGCAAGAGCGUAACCUUACUGUAAUGGCGCGGCUACGGUUCCCAGGCCGUCCAGGAUCGAGAGUAGAAAAACAAAGAAUCCAUUACGGUAUAGAUGAUAUAGUGGACUCCUCUGAUCCGUCAAUUUGUUUUAUUGACAAUUUGCAGUCAGGUUUACAAGAAUUCAAGGAACUUUUUGGAGAAUCAGAGGAAGAAGAAUUUGAAGGCUUCACAGCUGAAGAUGUUCGGAUUGCAAGAAAGAAACUCAAGGCUGUUAUACAAAAAGAAAAAAGACUGCAAGCUCAAAAGCUCCAAUCUCUGGGCAUCCAUCGUGUACCCUCCAUAGGUCAUAUGUCACAUAUACUUUCUCAAGAAAUCAGUCAUGAGUCUGAUGUGGAGGAAACAGCUGAUAAAGAAGCCCAGGAUAAUCCUGAAAAGGAACAGGGUCAAGGAGACAAUUCUGGGACCAAGAUAAGCAGUAAAGAUAUGUUUUUGCAAAAGGCACUAGCAGCUAGGGAACUGUUGGCAUCUUUGAAAGCAAAGCAUAAACAUGCAUUGCAGGGUCGAGUGAUACAGAAGGUGGGUCGACCUCGUAAACAUAGUGUCAGAGACGAUAAAUAUCAUCACCGUGUGAAAGAACUGGGGAGAAAGCUUCUCCAGAAAAGCAAAUUCCUGCAGAAAAUACCCCAAAACAGAGUGAACAGGUUCAUAAGCCGAUACCAGAUGAAAGGGAACAAAAUAAUGAAUCGACAUCUCACAAUUUGAGACGACAUAGACCUUCCUCUGAAAUGCCAAAACCCCACAAACUGAGAAAGGUCAAAGUUGCAGACAAAGUGAAGAUGACUUGGCCAAAAUUAACAAAAAAGGUGAUCAGUAGUAAAGUGAAGAUAUCAGAGAAGCAGUCAAGGGCUCUGGAGAAAAGGCCGAAGUCUGUUGUCAAGCAGAUUCUCAAGAAAGCCAGGAGAGGCCAUGGGCGGCCACGUCGAGGAGCCAAACACGUUAUUGAUGCAGACAAGGUAGUCAAACGGGGCAGGGGCAGACCUCCAUCCAAGAUCAAAGGUACACCUCACUCAGGCGAGAAAGAUUCACCAGUCCAGCCUAGCCAUCACAAAAGGGCGACACCUAUGUUUGUGUUGCCACAGUAUUCACGUUCUUCAAGAGUCAUAAUUCCCAACAAACGUUUUUUAGAAGAGGAUUCUCUGGUGGGGUCUCUACUUUCCAAGAGACCUAGAAUGGACACUUGUUCUGAUACUGUUUCAUCAUCUAGCAAAGGCAAGCAUUUAGAUAAAGCAGAUUCUGUAAAUCCUGUCACCCACACUUUAAGUGGUCAUUGGUCAGACAAGAGUGAAGCACCAAGCAGUGGCUCGCAACUUAGUGGCAUCCCACAGCUAGAUAAGUCGGACAUUUCUAAGACCACCAAAAAAGGUGUCAAAGUGAGAACACGAAGUGCAAGUGGUCAGCUAUCGUCAGUCACCCUGGAAAAGUCAGAACAACACAAGACAGGAGAUGCUAAUUUAACUACACCUAGAAUUAAGAAGAAGGCAUCUAAGCCCCAAAGUCUCAUAGAAGAUGCCUCUGCCUCCAAUGCUGAGGAAAGUACAGAAAGUGCCAUAACAAGCUCUUCCUCUUGUAUGACUACUGGAAGAAAAUUGGGUAAAGCUGACCAAGCUGCCAGUAGUAGUGAUAAUACCACAGUGUCACUGCCUAAGGGAAAACCAUCAACUGACACAGAAUGUCAGGCCAAUCCUGUGACAUCCAGUGGCGUAGAUUUUGACUCUGUUUCUGGGGAUUUGGUGGGUCAUGUCUCCACAGAAGAGUUAUCUCCCUUUAAAAGGGGAUUGUUAGAGCAGCCACUCAUUGUUGAGGGCAAGCGACUGCGUAUGCCUAGCCUGAAAGUAAGGAUGAAGCUUGGAUUGGAGGCCAGUGCUGAAGACUUGAGUGAAAAGACUGCAGCUGCUGGUGAGAAAGAAGAUAGUGCUAAAAACACCAUUUCCAAUAGAGAGGAACUCAACCAUGCAGAAGUCAUGGAAAGCAAAUUUAUGCUUUUCCCAAGAGAACCAUCUUCUGCGCCCAAAGCUUUCUUUCGUGCUGGACCAAUGAAACUCCAUCAUCAUGGCAAGGAUGGGAAAGAGUCCCUGCUGACAAAGCGCAGUGGGCAGAUUGUUCUUCGCAAAGCAAAGCUGCAGCUGAACCGAACUGCCCUGAACCGUUCCAAAGCAGCUCUGGCUCGGUCUCUGAAGGCACAGUUGAAAAGGGAAGCUCGGCAGCAAGGAAAGAGGCAUGAAAUGCAAGGUCAGCCAUCACUGAGGUCAUCAGUGACCAGUCCUCUCUCAAUCUCUGUCUUUCCUGGUGCCUCCCAUCCAUUUGAUUCUCCUACCAGCCAGUCAUCACCCUUGCUGUCCGGUCUUUCACCCUCAGGCUGUCCUGGUGGAUUUGCAUCGCCACCUCGAAUCAUAUCCUCCCUUUCUCCUGUUGCUAUACAUAGCAAAAAGCAAAUUGGAGAAGGGUCAGGAGAAAAGCUGGAAGUCACAGAGCGAUCAGCUGCCUCCGGAGGGCCUCGUAUCAAGCAUGUCUGUCGACGGGCAGCAAUGGUCGUAAGGAAACCUCUGGCAACUUUUUCAUCUGAAGUGUCAGCAUCACCAACUCUCAGUGCACUACCAUCCCCAGAAAAAGAGAGACUUCUCCGAACUCAGGGCACAGAAAAGGAGGCUACUAAGGACUCCUCAGAAGAUGAACGGCAUCAUGGAUUGACAAAGACACCGCAAGUGACACGAAGGGGUAGAAGAUUUAAGCUUGUCAAGCGGACAUUUAAAAGUGGUAUUCGACGACGAAAAGGUCGAUGCAAAGAGUGUGAGGGAUGCCUAGCUGUUGAUUGUGGAAAGUGCAUGUACUGUCGUGACAGACCAAAGUUUGGAGGCCAGAACAUUCUUAAACAAGCAUGCAUCAAGCGAAGAUGUCGCAGGCCUCGCUAUUCCAGGCAAGCCACUGAAGCGUUUAUUCAGCCCAAGACAUUGGGCAAUGAUGAAGUGGACUCUUCUCAAAUGCGUCAAGGUCCAGCACGGUCUGCACGGCCAUCUCCUGGCUUUUUUUCUCAAAUGGUUGCAAUGUCAGAGGAAGCUGAAGCACAAGAUGAAAGAGAGGAUGAUGUGGCAGAGGAUGGUAACCAUCAUGGUGAUCAUCACAUGCCAAAAAACUACAGGUCCCCUGCUGGUCGUGUUCAUCGACGAGCAUUGCUGGAGGAGGGAUCUCAGGAUGGAAGUGUUGAGGUUGUCUCGGCUGUUGAGAUGUCAUAUACAAAUCUGGCUUAUCAUCGUCGACGUCUUCUAAAACGCAAAGAAAAGACAGGUUUGCGGUUGCAAAUGCCACCAGUUGUGCCACAACCUGUGUUUAACACAGCCACUUAUUGGUCUCUUCCUAGCAACGUUAUCAGCAUUGUGCAUGCUGACUUUAAGGAAGAUUAUGACAUAGAAACUACCUGGAGCAGAGGUCUUGCCCUGACCAUGUUUGGGCCUUCUUGCAUGCGUGCUGUCUGUUUCCUCUGUGGUUCUGCAGGAUGUGAAAAGCUGUUGUACUGCAGUGUUUGCUGUGAGCCGUUCCAUUGGUUUUGCCUGGAGGAAGAAGACCGGCCACUUCUGGAAGCAGGAGGGGCAGACAACUGGUGCUGUAAACGCUGUCAGUUUUGCCAUGUUUGUGGUCUGCAGUGUGGGCUUCUGCAGUGUGACAGAUGUCAGGAUACAUACCACCCAGAGUGCCUGGGGCCAGCAUAUCCUACACGGCCGUCACGACGAAAUGUGUGGGUGUGCACAAAGUGUGUAAGGUGCAAAUCUUGUGGUGCAACAACUCCUGGUGCAGGUCACAAUGCCACAUGGACAUAUGACUUCUCUCUUUGCUAUGAGUGUGGCAGAUUAAUGGAUAAAGGUAACUUCUGCCCUAUUUGUCGCAAAUGCUAUUCGGAUGAUGACUGGGAGUCCAAAAUGGUCCAGUGCUCAGUCUGCGACAGCUGGGUCCAUGCCAAAUGUGAAGGAUUAACAGAUGAGAUGUAUCAGUUGUUGUCAUCCUUGCCAGAGGAAAUGCAAUACACCUGUCGUGUGUGCUGUCCCUCGGGACCUGCACAAUGGCAGUCAGUGCUUCGGCAAGAACUGUUGGCAGGCUUGCGUAGUGUGAUUGAUUCACUGGCAUCCUUCAAGUGUGCUCAUCACUUAGUCUGCAUUGAUGAAACUAAAGAAAAGGAGAGAAUUCAGAAGGCAGGGUUGCGGAGAAAAGUUGCUGUCCUUGAAGUUGGUUGUGACGCUAGUGCUGAGCAGUUGAGCUUGCAGGACACACAGACCAGUGCUAGUCAGGAUGACGAGGAAGGUCGCUCAGAAUCUGAGCAAUUAGCCAACGAAAACUCAGUUACUUCGGGUGAUGAGAACUUGGAACACAGUUUUGAAGCAGCAGCACCAAGCAUGCCUUCCAGUGAUGUAGAUCUGCAAGCUCCUGGAGAUGGCAGGAGUUAUGCAAUGUUAUCUUUAAAUACUGCUUCAAGCAAACAGGCAGAGAAGCCAGAAACUGUAAGUGGGGACAGUUGUCAACAUUUAGUCAGCGCUUCAGAAAUAGACCAGGGUGUUGCCAGUAUUACCAAUGCAUUGAAGAACAGCACUUCAGAAAUAGACAAGACUGUUACCAGUUCGCUGAAGAACAACACUGAAAUGAGUGGUCAGCAUCAGGUCAUCAACAAUGUGUCAAAGCUUGGACUGACCAGUUCAGACUGUCCCAAUAGUAUGCUGCCCUCUAGUCUUGAUAUAGGGUGUGAAGGUUCUCUAGACUCCCAGCACAAAGCAUCCAGAAUGUCGGAAACUGGCAUCUUUGAACGACUAGCUUCUGGAGACUCGGCAGAUCUCGAUAUGACUUUGUGUCCACAACCCAAUAUGAAGGACCACCCUGUUGAAGGUGGUGGUGGAGAUAUUUUAAUUAGUUGUGCUGCUGAUGUAACUGGUGAUGAGUCACAUGGAGAUCAUGUCACCUCCUGCAUAUCCAAUGAAACAGGACUAGACAAAAUGAAGUCAGGAGAAGAUAUCUCAGAACGGCACUUACAAAACAAAAAUGUGUCCCGGAACCUUUUUGAGGCAUUUUUGUCUGUUGCGGGAGUGGCUGAGGAGCCAAGCUUCAACAUGCAAGGGCAGGUAAUAGAUGUCCAGGGAGAGAGCAUUAUGACUAGAGAUCAGAAUGACGUGCAGGAUGCAUCGCAGGAUUCAUCGCAGGAAAACGAAGACUCCCCUGAACACCACAGAUUCUGUGAUGUCUCAAAAGAAACUUGUGAAGCAGAUGAGGGCAGGGUAUGUAGGGAGACAAGUUCAGCGGCUUGUGCAGAAGUGAAUCUACCUGAGACAAGAGCUGGGAAUUGUGCAUUGUCACCUCAGAGCACUAGUGAACAAGUUGGAGGUACAGAACAUAUUGAAAGCACGAGCAUGGGCCAGGAUUUUCCCCGUGAUUUUCAUGCCGUGAGACUGAAGCUUGAAGGUGGAAUGUACAACAGUGUGGAGGAGUUCAGUGAAGAUAUGGUGCGCAUCAUCCAGACGGCUCUCAAUGAUGAGGACCAGCUGCCCACCCGCAGGAAGCAUAAUAACUCCGUCCGUUCAAUAUUCAUAAAGCAAAUGGAAAGGUGUUUUCCAUGGUUCAACGUGAAGACUUGUCGACUCUGGCAGCAUAACAAGACACUGCCUAAAGGGAUGUUGCCAGAGGCUGUGCUGCCACCAUCUGAUGACCAUACCUAUGCCCAGUGGCUGGAAAGAGAGGACAAUCCACCUUCUCUGCAGCCAUCUUCUUUUAGACAUGUGCCCACCAGCCCACAUGCAUUCGCUGAACGUGAUGGCUCUUCUCAACCUGGUAUCACUGGAGAAGAUUCACGUCAGUGUGCACUGUGUCUGACUUUUGGUGAUGAUGAGAUGGAAGGUGCUGGUCGACUUCUGUAUGCAGGUCAGGAUGACUGGGUACACGUGAACUGCGCUUUGUGGUCAGCAGAAGUAUUUGAAGAGGCUGAUGGAACCCUGCAAAAUGUGCAUGUGGCAAUGGUGCGAGGAAGACAGUUGCGUUGUGAGAGCUGCAAGACCCCAGGUGCUACUGUGGGGUGCUGUGUACGGGGAUGUCCUGCCAACUACCACUUCGUGUGUGCUCGUCAUAGUGAUUGUGUGUUUCUAGAAGACAAGACCGUGUUCUGUUCAGAACACAAACAACAUGCUGAUUGUCGAAUAGGACGGCAGAGAAAAUUUGCUGUUCACCGGAGGACCUGCAUUGACAUGGCUGACAUUAGGUGUAUGAAGAAAUCUUGGGCUCGUGGGUUGGAUGCUGGUUUUAUCAAUGUAUUAUUUGGUGCUUGUACGGUUGAAAACCUUGGUUUUCUGGCACCCCUAUCUGACUUCAUUGGUUGUCUUCUUCCUCUAGAAUUCAAAUCCACAAGAAUCUACUGGAGCACGGUGGAUGCUCGUCGUCGGACUGUGUACACCUGUCGCAUUGUGGAGGUGCAGCCCACAUUAUCUACCCCAGAAGUUACUGUGCAGGAUAUGCGCAUUGUGCAUGAUGAAGAGCACCCUGACUUUGUGCCCUUUGAGACUCUGAGUCUGCCCAUCUCAGGUAUACAGGCUCACUUACAUAGCUCAUCAAACUCCCACUGGGGACUACCCAGUCUGUUGGAUAAUUCACAGGCGGAGCAAACUGGAAAAAGAGAUGAUCAGGAUGUAUGGUGUGUGGAAGAUGAAGAUGUCUAUAACAGCACACAUAAUCCUGAGAAACCAUCAAAUAUUGCUACUGAGGAUACUGGAUCACCCAUUCCCAGUGUCUCCUGCACAAAUGAACAGGAGAUCUGUAGGGUUCAAGAUGGCAUUUCAACUUCAGCGUCGGCCACUUCCUGUACAGUCAGGUCUGCGUGUGGCCAGACUCCUAAAGCAAGGCAACUUACAACCUGUCAUGCUUACAGCCAAGCACUCUCAAAAUGCUCAACAUUCACCAGGCUGAGCAUGUUUCCACACCCUCAAAUGUUACUGUAAGACCUGUUUCUGUUUCAAAGAAAAACUGCGAGUUUGGU